Messenger RNA from Carassius auratus (goldfish), 1572 nucleotides. RefSeq names its product ganglioside-induced differentiation-associated protein 1-like 1. The transcript has 6 exons. Bases 52 to 1152 code for a protein of 366 amino acids. NCBI's taxonomy places the organism in Eukaryota, Metazoa, Chordata, Actinopteri, Cypriniformes, Cyprinidae. The record is from RefSeq and is a predicted model, not a curated record.
UCUCUCUCUCUCUCUCUCUGCUCCUCUCUCACAUGCACAAAAUCCUCUGUCAUGGCGUCUUCCAACAAUGUUACUCCCACCAACUGUAGCUGGUGGCCCAUAUCAGCCAUGGACGAAGAUGGCAAAAUCACAGACGGAGAGGAGAGUCACGAGCCCACGAUAGAACACAAGCCAUUCUCCAAAGACAGGCUUGUCCUGUAUCACUGGACUCAGUCCUUCACCUCUCAAAAGGUGCGUCUGGUGAUCAAUGAGAAGGGGUUGCUGUGUGAAGAACGGGAUGUCAGUCUGCCUCUCACUGAGCACAAGGAGCCUUGGUUUAUGAGGCUCAACCUAGGGGAAGAAGUGCCGGUUUUCAUCCACGGAGACACGAUCGUCAGUGACUACAACCAAAUCAUUGAUUAUAUAGAGACCAGCUUUAUCGGAGACACAGUAGCCCAGCUGAUUCCAGAUGAAGGAACUCCCAUGUAUGCAAGGGUACAUCAGUACCGAGAGCUGCUGGAUGGGCUGCCUAUGGACGCUUACACACAUGGAUGCAUCCUGCACCCUGAACUCACAACCGACUCCAUGAUCCCAAAGUACGCCACUGCUGAAAUACGUAGACAUCUGGCCAAUGCAGCAUCUGAACUGAUGAAGUUGGACCAUGAGGAACCCCAGCUGACAGAACCAUACCUCUCCAAGCAGAAAAAGCUCAUGGCGAAGAUCUUGGACCAUGACAAUGUGAACUACCUGAAAAAAAUUCUUGGUGAGUUGGCAAUGGUGCUAGACCAAGUAGAGGCAGAGCUGGAAAAAAGAAAACUGGAAUAUCAAGGUCAAACGUGUGAAUUAUGGCUUUGUGGACCUACUUUUACAUUAGCUGAUAUUUGUCUUGGAGCCACAUUACACAGGCUCAAAUUCUUGGGACUCUCAAAGAAAUACUGGGAGGACGGAAGCCGUCCGAACCUGCAGUCGUUUUUUGAGCGGGUGCAGAAGCGCUACGCUUUCCGCAAGGUGUUGGGGGACAUCCACACGACCCUGCUCUCUGCGGUUCUACCCAACGCAUUCCGAAUGGUAAAAAAGAAGCCGCCAUCCUUCUUUGGUGCAUCCUUCUUAAUGGGCUCUCUCGGGGGGAUGGGUUAUUUUGCCUAUUGGUUUUUAAAAAAGAAAUACAUGUAGUGAAUGUGCUCUUGUAGUGUUAUGUGUCUGUGUAUGAUGCUCGAACUUUCAGUAACACUGUUUUGCGAGAGCAGGAAAAACAAGACAAUAUACAGAGAUUAACACUAUUACUUACUUGGGUGAAUAAUUCAAUAAAUAUAUAAUGAGAACAUUCCAAGACUAGGAAUUCUUCUUAACAGCACCUUCUCUGGUAAUGAAUGCCUUGAUUAUUUUUUAUUAUUUUUAAGAUUUACUGGUUAUUUAUUUUAUUCAUUUUAGGCUUGCAUACAGCAUUACUAUGUUCUGUUGUUCUGUCCAGAUUAUAAACACUGCACAUUCUGCCAUUUAGGACACCUGUAGGUUAGGUCAGUUAUAUGGUACAGCACAAAGGCCAAGCCAACUUAAAGCCCAAAAUAAUGUUUCUUAUUUUUUUAUUAUCAG